Molecule: messenger RNA, 1167 nt
Organism: Fomitiporia mediterranea MF3/22
Lineage: Eukaryota; Fungi; Basidiomycota; Agaricomycetes; Hymenochaetales; Hymenochaetaceae
Exons: 5
Coding region: 66-527 (153 amino acids)
Source: RefSeq, a predicted model, not a curated record
CGUCCUCGCCCCUCAGUUCACUCUCAACUUGUUCAGAAGCAAACUCACAGCUCAGUUAACACAAUAUGCUCCCAAGAUCCAUAAUUGCUCGUUCUAACGUGCUUGCAACGAGACGUAUCAUUGCACGCCGGCCAGCCGGGUCCAUCCAGCGCUUUCAAUCUACGUCCUCUUCUUCUGGACCACCCUCAUACAAACGUUAUAUCCCGUAUCUCGUUGCUGGGCUGGCUAUCGGUGCAUGUUACAAUGUAGCGCAUUACGUUUGGUACUAUACGUCUGGUAUUCGAACUGUAGUACAGAAGUCGAGAGAGAUUAAAGACAUUCUCCGAUCCAAACGCGAAAAGAUCUUCAAACGGUCAUCGGACAACCAGGAAAUUGAUGAAUUGGCCGACGGCAAGAGUGCAGACGUGCAGAAAGUCGCAAAAGAAACAUCUGCAGAAGUGAUAGCCGUUCUUAGGGACAAGGGGAAGAAAGCGAAGGAGCUUGCGGAAAGCGCAAAAGCUGGAGCGGAAAAGCGAGCCAAAAAUUAAGAAGUUCAUACUCUCCGAUCGUCCUCAUCCCAUUUGGUGAUCUAUGCUGUCAUAUCCGCGGCGAUCGUGUUUUGCAGCGUUGAAUUUUUACUCACAACUCUUACUUACGUCCAGUAUAAAUCCCUGAUAUGAUAUUUAAAGAUAACUCCGGUGCCCGAUCAUGGAAAUGCAUUACUAUACAGUACGUUAUGAGGAUUCGGCUCAAUAUACACAAGUACAUUGCAGGAAGAGAAGAUCGUUCUGGUGAGAAUACAUAAGUCCAGAUCAGCAACAAAAAUAACAGAUGAGUCUAUACGGGUCCGUAGAGCAGAAAACAACAAUGAGAAAAGGAAAUAUGUGCGGUGAUGCAGUGAGGAAGCGCCAACGGCCUCAAUAUUUUGUUGCCUUGUUGGCGGAUACAAAGCAGCGCAGUCAUAAGCAUGGACCAUUAUUAACGUCAAGUAAUUAGGAAGCUCUAAUCCUCCCCUCUUGACAAUUUAGGGUCACAACGCGGAGAGCUGGUGCCGCCGCAGCCACCAGUCUCUUUCGUGCCCUGGCUCGAUCCAUGACUACCGGAAAGUCCACCAUUGCCGUUAUUAUUGCCUUUGUUUUGGUCUAGCGGCAAUGUGUUGACAGUUGCGAACAGCGACAUUAAGAAGAG